Molecule: messenger RNA, 696 nt
Organism: Mercurialis annua (annual mercury)
Lineage: Eukaryota; Viridiplantae; Streptophyta; Magnoliopsida; Malpighiales; Euphorbiaceae
Product: protein FAR1-RELATED SEQUENCE 5-like
Exons: 1
Coding region: 1-696 (231 amino acids)
Source: RefSeq, a predicted model, not a curated record
AUGGUGGUCAUCAUAACAUGGAUUUUUUUGCCGAAAGAUCUUUAUAACUAUCUUGAUUCUGAAAGAAGAGCAGAGACUGAAGAAGGUGAUGCUAAUAAAGUAAUAAGAUAUUUUGCAGCUAAAAAGGAAACAGACCAUGGGUUUUACUUUAAUUAUACAACUAGACCAAACGGGCAACUUGAAAAAUUAUUUUGGGCUGAUUCUAUAUGUCGAUUGGAUUACUCAUACUUUGGGAAUGUGGUUGCAUUUGAUGCAUGCUACGAGAGAAAUGUUUACAAUAUACCACUAGUCACUCUAGUGGGUAUGAAUCAUCACCGCCAACCUAUAAUUUUUGCUUGUGCCUUGUUGGAGAAUGAACGUACUUCGUCAUAUAGUUGGUUGUUAAAUGAGCUUUUAAAUUGCAUGGGUAACAAACAGCCAACUUCAAUUGUGACAGAUGGAGAUUUAGCCAUGCGCUCUGCCGUCCAACAUGUUCUUCCUAAUGCGGUGCAUAGAUUAUGUAUUUGGCAUAUUGAAAAAAAUGCUAGCAAGGAAGUUAAAAUUGCCAACUUUAAAGAAGAUUUUGUUAAGGUAAUGCUUGCUCCUGUUGAUGUUGUUGUUUUUGAAUCUUUAUGGACGUCAUUGAUUGAAAAGUACAGUCUGCAAAAGCACAUAUGGAUCGAGUAUAUGCAUAAUCUUAACAAAAUUGGCUUUUAA